UCAACUGCCACCGUCCGCUUCCUCUCACGCCCCCAAGCCCAUUCUCUGUCUAGAUCUUUCGUCUCUCGUGUCGUUAGACCAUACCAAAGACGUACAUCUGCAAGCCACAGUUAUAGCACUAUGUCGACCCAGCAAUUCAAGCAGGCACCCCAUAAACUCUUGGUCAUCCCAGGCCCAAUCGAGGUUACAGACGAGGUCCUAUUCGCCAAUGCACACCCUUCCGUCUCGCACAUGGCCCCCGAGUUCGCAUCUGUCUUCGGCGAGGCUUUGCGCAUGACUAGGGACGUAGUAUUCUCGAAGACUGGUCAGCCUUUCCUGAUCUCUGGAUCCGGUACCCUUGGUUGGGACCAGGUUUCAGCGAACCUUGUGGAGGCAGGCGACGAUGUCCUCGUUCUCAACACCGGCUAUUUUGGAGAUAGCUUCGCAGAUUGCUUGCAAACCUACGGCGCAAAGGUCGACCAGAUCCGCGCUGAUUUUGGUACCACUGCAAGCCUAGUGGAGCUCGAAAAGGCCUUGCAAUCGAAGAAAUACAAGCUCGUCACUGUCACACAUGUCGACACGUCAACAGCUGUCCUUUCGGAUCCGAAAGCUGUAGCAGCGGUGGUGAAGAAAGUCUCGCCUGAUACCCUCGUGAUCUUGGACGCCGUGUGCGCCGUGGCCAGCGAAGAGAUCCGCAUGGAAGACUGGGGGAUCGAUGUGGUCAUGUCUGCAAGCCAGAAGGGUCUCGGUGCACCCCCCGGAUUGAGUGUCAUUAUUGCUAGCCAGCAAGCCAUGAAGGUGUUUGAAACCAGGUCGACCCCUGUUGCCUCUUUCUAUGCCAGCUGGAAAAGAUGGUUGCCCAUCAUGAAAGCCUAUGAAGGUGGCGGAGCCGCCUACUUCGCCACUCCGCCCGUCAACCUCAUCUUCGCCUUCCACCAAUCCCUCACCCAACUCCUCAAAUCCUCUCCUACGCUCGAAGAGAGGUUCGCCCGCCAUAAAGAAGUCAGCCAGCGUGUCAAAACUGCUGCGGCCGAGCUUGGCCUCAAGUCCGUCCCGGUCAAUGCGGCGGAGGCCGCUAAUGGCAUGACUGCUGUGUAUACCCCGCCCGGAGUGAAGUCCUCGGAGAUGAUCCCACUGUUCCUCAAGAAAGGUGUUGUCGUCGCCGGUGGUUUGGGUGCCCAGAAAGACGCGUACUUCCGCAUAGGGCACAUGGGCACGACGGUCGUGAACAGCGAAAGAGGCGAUAUCGACAAGAUCGUGAGCGUGAUGAAAGAAGUCGUCGAGGAGGUGACGAGCAAGAAGGCAUGACACAUUACUUAUUUCGUUUCCUUUUUCCUUUUUCUAUCACAACACAUCACAACGGAAGUGUCGGUUUUAAACCAGUUUGGCGGUAGGAGAGAGCUGUGUUGAAGUGUACUGAGUGUUGUAUCAUCACCCAUCGUUCAGGUUCAGCAUUCGAAGCUCUGAGAAAAUCGGUGUGGUACCGGUCGGUAUCACCAAUCAGCUCAUCAACAAGCAAGCGUUUGCGAUAUUCCUAAUAUUGUCUGACUAAGUCGCACAUCGAUGUAAAAGGUACCAUGAUAGAGCAAUGUGAAAAUAUC
Stereum hirsutum FP-91666 SS1 is the source of this 1580-nucleotide messenger RNA. RefSeq names its product PLP-dependent transferase. The transcript has 14 exons. The record is from RefSeq and is a predicted model, not a curated record. Bases 121 to 1287 code for a protein of 388 amino acids. NCBI's taxonomy places the organism in Eukaryota, Fungi, Basidiomycota, Agaricomycetes, Russulales, Stereaceae. Gene Ontology annotation, molecular function: L-serine:pyruvate transaminase activity; L-alanine:glyoxylate transaminase activity. Gene Ontology annotation, cellular component: peroxisome.